UGUGGCAUCAGACUUCGUGAGGGGAGGAGUGCGUAUGAAGCUCCCGUACCGCCGUGAGUUAAACUGUCCAGCAAUCCGACGCGGUCGCGGCUGUCAUGGCUUUCAAGAGUUUCAGAAACAGAUACAAUUAACGCUCGGAUUUAGUGAGAAGACUGUGCUAACUUUUACCCUCAGCUGCAUCAUCGAACGCGGGAAUAUUGUUUAUCCGGGGUGAAGGCCUAGGAAGUCACGCCCAUCACAAGGCCGUCUAAGUCUGAACGACUCCCGGCACUCAGCGCAGUCCCGAAGCUGGCACGUGUGGGGCGCCGCGCCUCGCGAUGUUGAAGUGGACGCUGCGCUCAUCGGCGCAGCCGGGCGGGCGUCGCGCAGCGCCGGUCACUGCACAUGACAUCCGACCUGACGCCCGCUACUCCACGGACUCCAGCCUGCGAGACUCGAACAAGUGCUGGUCCGAGACCCAGGUGAAAGUAGCUCAAGUGAAGUCUACCCUAAAAUUGACUAAAGAAAACCAAUUCGAGAAACUGUAUGAAGAAAAUUGUGAUUCACUGGAGUGCAGCAGUAACUAUUCUAGCUCAAAGACAUCUCGAUCGUCGCUAAGAUCUAACAAGUCAUCAACGGCCGACGCUAAAGAGGACAAGCGAAGAAAGAAACUUUCAAAAAAUCUAAGAUGUGCCACUCUGAUCGCUGGCUCGGCGAGCGACAGCGACGCGAGCAGCGGCGUAUACAUGCAGCUCCAUCACACGCCGGUCGCCCUCCUACAGCCGUGUGGACCAAGCACGGGGCACGACGAUCCUCGACGUCGCCCCUUGAUCGACGUCUCGAACGGUGACUAUGACGACGUAAAGAAGCACCUGCAAAACGUUUACCUCAAGCACCCACUUGCUGAAAACUGUCUGCUCGCAGACUCGGUCCAGGAACGAGCCAAGACCUGCAAUUUCUCUUGCAUCGCAGACUCCAACGCCUUGGUCACUUCUGAAGCAGAGACUGACACAGGUAGCACUCCUGAUGUCAUUGGAUGCCAUCAAGAAUUUAUUGAAGAGAAAGAAGGUAUGCAAAUUGAAACUCAUCAAGAAGUAACCCGAGAUGCUUCAUCAGAACAUGGACAUGACUUACGUCACGAUUGCCGGUCUGUUGUCAGUGGGGGGAACGGGCUAGAGAACUCCCUCGGGACUGCCGGGACCGUGCGCGAUGACACGGAGUAUAGAGGACGCCGUCCUGAACCACUAGGCGCCAGUGUUCCAUCGGGGGCAGUCGACCAGCAGAUUCCUUCUGCGGGUAAACUACGAAGUUCCACGAGAAUAGAAGGCUUCUUCAAAGACGUGUUCAGGAGCGCGCACAACCCGCGUCGCUCGCUGAGGUCGAGAGGCGCUACUGCGGCCGUGACGCAGUCUAAGCCUCGCCAGCUUCCCGAGGACACAAGCCUCUUGCCAAGAAGCUCAAGACCUUUCGUCCGUGAUGGUCCAGAGGGCAGCAGCGCCUCGAAACUCGAAUUAUGUUCAGGAGAGACCAAGAUAAAUUCUCUAUCAAGCAAACGACACUCCAUUUCAGUUUUUCCGAAAGAAAUUUUCUUGUGUAGUGUCAGUUCAAAGAAGCGAUUGUCUAGUUAUGGCCAUAAAAAAGUUCUGCAAAAUCGUGUUUAUGACAUACAAAUAGAUGGAGAUAAUAAUGACGAGCCUUCAAGUGCAAGCCACGGUGAUGGGGAACCUAAAUCAGUGGACAAUGUCAAUGAAGAAAUUAAGAAUUCGAAUUGUCUCGAGUCUGCAUGUACUGGGGGCAUCAGGACUCGCUCCACCUUCUGCGAGAACGCUCUCUACAUGUCCAUGAAUGGCGAUGAUAUUAUUUUGGAGAAUAGUAACAGAGAUAUCGAUACAAUUUAUUCAUCUCCAAAAUUAUUUAGAUGCAAUGAUGAAGGGAAAUCGGAGGCAAAUCAAAGAGAUCUUAUGCAUGGAAGUGAUACUUACGUUCUCAUGACAAACGACAGAGCGCGAGCAAGACUACAAUCAACUUGCGAAAUGCCGCGUAAAACUCUUCAUACUAGUUACUCUUUUCCUUUACUAUUGCCUCAUAGAAGACUAUUGCAUCAACCUUGCAGUGACGCUAUGGUACAUGAGCACACGAAUGCAGAGAAAGCUCAUGCUGGCAGCGAUCUUUUUAAUUCAAAUCCAAAGCGGAGAUCAUCGGAAUCGAGCGAACUGAAAACUGCAUCCCCUCGGGGCAUCCGACCCAUCUACCCCACUCCUCCAUCGCCCAGCCGCCGUCUCAUCAAUCGUCAAAUGCUUCGCCACUCUGCCAAGGAUGUUGUACAGUCCGACAUUGGCUCUUCCGCCACCUCUUGUCUUGGUGUUAGACAAACUCUCGUGAAGCCUGCUGAGUUGCUACCAUGCAAGUCAUGCCUCGUUUACGGUGACUUAGCUUCUCCGAGUUGUUUAUGUGACAUACCAAGACAUGAUAAAAAUAGCAGUAACCGAGCCCGUUCCAAUGAACAGAGCACUGCAUUAAAUUCUACUUCAUCAAAGACGAAAGUUUCUGGUGAAUAUAAUAUUGAUAAAGGCAACGAUGGAUACGAUUAUUCUAGACUCAAGAGCAGUUCGGUUUCAUUGAAUAAACCUGAUUGCGAUUCUCAGUCUACUAGCAAUCAACCCGAGGCGGCUCAUCAAAAUAAUACUGAACAGAUUACCUAUUCAGAUGUAAUUUCGCGCGCCAAUGGUUCAAGCAACCGAAAUUUGAGUGUUAUUAUCGACAGAGUUGUGCACAAAACUCUUUUUGACUCUGAAUCAGGGUCGCUACUUGAGGCUCAGUCGCCAGCUGCUAUUCUGUCCAGACGACAUUCGAUAUCGAGCUCUGAUAACGUCUCCAAAGAGUUAAUAACAGGGUCGAACCGUUGUGACGUAUCAUUUUGGAACGAAGUUAGUGAUUCAUCAAUACAUUUACCAAAAUUUCGAAAAUAUCCUUCGGAGUCGAUGCUGUUCCACGAAUAUGAAGUUCCAUUGGCAGCUUCAAUUGAUAAAAUCCUAAGCCAAACGCAGCAAAGCUCGUUUCUUGAUCCUGAUAACCGAAAAAACUUUCCGGAUCUCAUGGUCAGUUUUAGCCUUUUUAGGCAAUGUGGAGAAAAUCGAAUUCGUCACGUCCUUGCGAGGAGGAAGGAGGCAGGGACAGCAUUGCCGUGCCCCAUAGUGGCAGGUAAGCAGGUGAUCUCUGCACAAUGGUUGAAGACUUCGUCCGAAGCUGAUCUCUUCCAUACUACUCCCGGUAACUUGACACUUGAGCUUCCGGAGAUGGGUAGCGAGCAGCUGGGUACCCGCAACAUGACUGGAGCGUCAGUGCCCAACACGGCCGCGCGCAGUGAACAUGUGAGUGAGUGUCGUGAGCUUAAAAAAGGCACUAAAGAAGAGGGUUUACUGCCUGCAUCAAAAACUGAGGAAAAGCUACUGCAAAGACAGGAAGAAAGUUCAUACCGAUUGUUAAGGCUUUUUCAGGACUGCUCGAUAGACGAGGUAAUUGAAUCCGACGAUGAAGACUUUGAUAGUGGAGAGUGGUCAAUGCAUGCAACUCUUGAUGAAAACUCCACUCGCGACCCGGCUUUAUUAGAUUUGAGUUGUGCAAUGUUGAACGUGGAUGUCAUGAGAGAUCCUGAGAAGCUAGACAGUGCCACAGUGAGUGUUAUAGAGAAAUUGAGAGCGAUAUCCGACGAUAAGAUGCUGGCUAAGUUUCGUAAGUCUUUCCGGCGCAAAGACAAAGAUAAAGUUGACAACAAUUUAAGUAUGUUUAUGUUUGUCGAUAAUCCAAUGUAUUUAAGCCCUGAAAUAAAGAAGGAAGCCAAAGUGGUAAAUUCUGGUUUUGGGGGCACUAGCUGGUUUUUUAGCAAUCCGACUUAUUCGUCACCUAAUAUUAUUAAGAGCAAAGUGCGGUCAUAUACGCGGCCUCUCAGUGACAGCGUUCAGUGCGAAAAAGAAAAUAUUAAGAACCUGAUGCUUGCUCAAGCUUCAUCAGAGCCUAUAUGGCAUCAGAGCUCGGCACCGAAAGUAUCUCUUCUCCAGAGCAACCCAUGCUAUCAAUAUUCAAAUGCGAUGCGGGUAAGCUCAAGUGACGACACGCAAGAAACUCUUCCUGGCCUCGCCUUCAGCCAGGAAGACAUAAAUGGUGAUAAUAUUUUAGAGCACGAGUAUUGCACGAUACCUGGCGACGAAGAAUCUGAUUCGUGGAUCACUCAGUCGUCUGGAUCACAGCAGGCCAAUUCAAGUCCUAGUUCUAAACGACAUUUUCCUCAGUCUUUAUCUUCACUCUGUCUAUCAUCUCCGCAAUCUCGGGGCAGAUUUGUUCUCACCAAAGAUCUUGCUCUUACCUCACAUAAUAAUCUAAAAGAAGCGAACUGCAAUCCUAUUCACGUUUACGCCAAUGGACCAACUUAUAAUCCGUGCUCGACUGCCACGACGACGCUGGCCGCUGCCUCGUAUGCCUCGCCUAGAACCCCGCGGCCAGUCAAGAAGUCUUGCUCCCUCAGGCAGCAGUUCGUUUUCGGCGAGCAUCCACCCACCGUCCCUCCUCCUCUACCCUCGCGCUUGAGAAACAGCAUACGACAGUCUUCUUGGGCUCCUCAGGAGCUUCCUUCGCAUGGAACCUUUGUGUCUCAGGAGUCCCAGUCUCAAUGUGCUGACAAUACACAUUCAAUUGGAGACUUGCGUAGCAAUCAAGAACGUCUAGAUAUACAUGGCAGUAAUACUAAAAUUUCGGCAACCAAAGCAUUCCAGCUGCCUCCUGAUGGGGUGUACGAAAGCAUUGCUGACGCAGCUUCUCGCCGAUCACGAUCUGAUAGCUCGAGCACAAACAAACGAGUGGAUUUUGAAUCUCAUAGCGAUGCCUCAAGAGUGUCUUUGCUGGGGACGUGUCAGGGCCUGUCUAAUGGGGCUUUCGAGACACAGCAUACGAUCUGA
Messenger RNA from Hyalella azteca, 4931 nucleotides. RefSeq lists its product as uncharacterized. The transcript has 8 exons. NCBI's taxonomy places the organism in Eukaryota, Metazoa, Arthropoda, Malacostraca, Amphipoda, Hyalellidae. The coding region runs from base 318 to 4931 and encodes 1537 amino acids. The record is from RefSeq and is a predicted model, not a curated record.